This is a messenger RNA of Indicator indicator, 1112 nucleotides long. RefSeq names its product complement C1q binding protein (gene C1QBP). Bases 1 to 858 code for a protein of 285 amino acids. The record is from RefSeq and is a predicted model, not a curated record. Gene Ontology annotation, cellular component: mitochondrial matrix. Lineage: Eukaryota; Metazoa; Chordata; Aves; Piciformes; Indicatoridae. The transcript is spliced from 6 exons. Gene Ontology annotation, biological process: cytosolic ribosome assembly.
AUGCUGUUCGCCCGAGCCCUGCGCUCCGCCGCCUCCUCCCUGCGCCCGGCGCUCCGCCACCCUCCCCGCCGCCUCCUCCUCUCCUCCUCCUCCUCUCCCCGCGGCCUCCUGCCGCCACCCGGCGCUGCUCCGCCCCUGGCGCGCUCCCUCUGGCAGCUGGGCGGCGGCGGCUGGCGGACGGCGCUGCUCCGUCCGUGGCGGGGCUCGGCCGGCGGCGUGUCCUGCGGCUGCGGCGGACUCCACACCGAGGGGGACAAAGCCUUCGCCCAGUUCCUGACGGAUGAGAUCAAAGAGGAGAAGAAGAUCCAGAAACACAAAUCUCUGCCCAAGGUGUCGGGCGGGUGGGAGCUGGAGGUGCACGGCACGGAGGCCAAGCUGGUGCGGAAGAUCGCCGGAGAGAAGAUAACAGUCACCUUCAACAUCAACAACAGCAUUCCACCCUCAGCUGAUGAUGAACCACAAGAAGGGCAGAAACCUGAUGAGCAGGAGCCUGAGCUUACAUCAACUCCAAACUUUGUUGUGGAGGUGAUAAAGGACGACACGAAACAGACCCUGGUUCUGGACUGCCAUUACCCUGAAGAUGAGAUUGGACACGAGGGAGAGGAGGAAAGUGACAUCUUCACCAUCCGGGAGGUCAGCUUCCAGCCCACAGGAGAAUCGGACUGGAAGGACACCAACUACACCCUCAACACAGACUCCCUGGACUGGGCUCUGUAUGACCACCUGAUGGAUUUCCUGGCUGACAGAGGUGUGGACAAUACCUUUGCUGAUGAGUUAGUAGAGCUCAGCACUGCCCUGGAGCACCAGGAGUACAUCAAGUUCCUUGAAGACCUUAAAAGCUUUGUCAAAUGCCAGUAGGUUAAACUAGGAACCUUCUCUUCAAGUGUGGGCAUCCCACAGCACUGCUCCAGCCAGCAAUACCCAAAUGCAUCCUCACAGCAGGGAUGAAGAGUAAGCAGCUUUGGAUGUGGGGACCCAGGAGUCUCACUUGCAUUUGGGGAUUGGCAUCUAUCUUGCAGACCAGAUCAAGGUCUCUGCUAUCAUGGUUCAGAAUUGCCUCACCCUUCCUGGUGGCUUUUGUACAAAUAUGAAUGUGAAGAAUAAAAUCUGCU